CCACAGAUGGACACAAAAUCUGAGCUCUUGGAAGAACUGCGUCUCUACCAGCAAACUCUCCUCCAGGAUGGACUCAAAGACAUGUUGGACCACAAUAAGUUUCUGGACUGUGUCUUAAAAGUCAAGGGGAAGGAGUUUCCCUGCCAUCGGCUGGUGCUGGCAGCUUGCAGCCCGUAUUUUCGAGCAAUGUUCCUCUCAGACAUGGAAGAGAGCAAGAAGAGGGAGGUUAGUUUGGAAGAUGUUGAUCCAGACGUCAUGGGCAAGAUCCUCCAUUACAUCUACACCUCUGAGCUGGAGAUCACAGAGCAGAACGUGCAGGACAUCUUCUCUGUGGCUAACAUGUUCCAGAUCCCCUCCAUCUUCACUGUCUGCGUGUCCUUCUUGCAGAAGCGGCUCUGCCUCAGCAACUGCUUGGCUAUCUUCAGGCUGGGCUUGAUGCUGGAUUGUGCCCGGCUAGCUGUGGCAGCUCGGGAUUUCAUCUGCGAUCGCUUUGCUCUGGUCUCUCGAGACGAGGAGUUCUACCAGCUUUCACCCGAUGAGCUUAUUGCAGUCAUCUCCAGUGACUCCCUCAACAUCGAGAAAGAGGAGACUGUCUUCGAAGUAGUGAUGAAGUGGGUGGGGACCAAGGACCAUGAGAGCCGGCGGAAGGCCUUGCCUGUCAUCUUUGAAAGCAUCCGCUUCCGCCUCAUGCCCAACGACUACAUCAAGGAUCACGUGGAGAAGCACGCCAUGGUGAAGUCCAGCCCGGAGCUGCUCAAGAAACUUCAGAUGGUGAAAGAUGCCCAGAAAGGCAAAUUCACUGUGGUGAAGAAGAAGAAAGUGAAGAAAAGCAGUGAAAAGGAAGCGAAAGACAAUGUUGUCAAUGGAGCAGUAGAAGAGGAGGAGGAUACAGAGGAGGAUGCUCUCCCAGGGAUCUUAAAUGACACAAUGCGCUUUGGGAUGUUCCUCCAGGACCUUAUUUUCAUGGUGAGCGACAGUGGAGCAGUGGCCUAUGAUCCCACUGCCAAUGAGUGCUAUUUUGCCUCCAUGUCUACUCAAAUCCCAAAGAACCACAUCAGCCUGGUGACCAAAGAGAAUCAGAUCUUCAUUGUCGGAGGACUGUACUACAACGAGGACAGCAAAGAAGAUCCCAUGAGUUCCUACUUCCUACAGUACGACCAUCUGGACGCAGACUGGCUGGGGAUGCCCCCCCUGCCCUCCCCUCGCUGCCUCUUUGGCCUAGGAGAGGCAGAAAACUCCAUUUUUGUGGUCGGAGGGAAAGAACUGAAAGAGGGAGAAAAGACCUUGGACUCGGUCCUGUGCUAUGACCGGCUGUCCUUCAAGUGGGGUGAAGCCGAUUCCCUUCCCUAUGCAGUCUACGGCCACGCGGUGGUAUCACACAAGGACCUCGUCUAUGUCAUUGGGGGCAAAGGAAGUGACAAGAAGUGCCUGAAGAAGAUGUGUGUCUACAACCCAGCCAAGUUUGAGUGGAAGGAGCUGGCUCCCAUGAAAACUGCCCGGUCCCUGUUCGGAGCCACUGUGCACAAGGACAAAAUCUAUGUGGCUGCUGGUGUGACCGACUCCGGCUUGACCAACUCGGUGGAAGUGUAUGACAUUGCCACCAACAAGUGGGACACCUUCACUGAGUUCCCACAGGAGCGCAGCUCGGUCAGCCUGGUGAGCUUGGCUGGAGUGCUCUACCUGCUCGGAGGGUUCGCCACGGUGGAGACGGAGUCGGGAGAGCUGGUGCCAACGGAGCUGAACGAUGUUUGGAGAUAUGACGAAGAGCAGAAGAAGUGGGAAGGGGUUCUCCGGGAGAUCCAGUACGCCUCCGGUGCCACUUUCCUACCUGUGCGCCUCAAUGUUUUGCGCCUAACGAAGAUGUAG
Messenger RNA from Tauraco erythrolophus (red-crested turaco), 1866 nucleotides. The record is from RefSeq and is a predicted model, not a curated record. NCBI's taxonomy places the organism in Eukaryota, Metazoa, Chordata, Aves, Musophagiformes, Musophagidae.